This is a messenger RNA of Centruroides sculpturatus (bark scorpion), 1816 nucleotides long. Its product is annotated as probable proline--tRNA ligase, mitochondrial. The record is from RefSeq and is a predicted model, not a curated record. Bases 923 to 1387 code for a protein of 154 amino acids. Gene Ontology annotation, biological process: prolyl-tRNA aminoacylation. Gene Ontology annotation, molecular function: proline-tRNA ligase activity. Gene Ontology annotation, cellular component: mitochondrion. The transcript is spliced from 5 exons. Lineage: Eukaryota; Metazoa; Arthropoda; Arachnida; Scorpiones; Buthidae.
UUAUAGUUAUCAUUUAUUAUUAUCUAUCUUAACCAGUGCUUUAAACAGUAAUUGUUUAUCAUUUUAAUUUCUUUGCAUUAUAAUAGUUAAAAUUGCUAGCAUUUCUUAUUAUCAAUUAUACACUGGGUAAAUUACUAUUAAUAAUAAUAGUUACAAUUAAUAAAUGAAUAUUUUUAACAUCAGAGACAGUAAAACUAGAAUUUAGAAUUUACACUAAUUAUACUUCUAUUUAUCUUGCUUCAUGUAAUGUUAUUAAUCAGAUAUUAUUAUCACUAGAGGCAGUGCCAGCUCAAUGGUAACUUGUACCUGAGACAAAACCAAUUUUUGCCUCUCCAGCUUUCAGAACUGUUGCCAAUAGCAAGCACUUUUAGCUCUGGUACUCUUACAUGAAUUAUUAUAAGCAACUUUAAAGAACAUUUAUGGGACUUAAUCAUAUUUGGCUUAUUGUUUCUAUUAUUAUUUUUUCUUCUUUUGAACAUUUUUGAAUGCUCAUUUUGCCGCUUGAGGCAGUCACCUCAUUGCUUCACCCAUCAAGUCACCCCUGGUUUAUUUGGUUACAGCAACAUAACACGUUGGAUGAUCUGCUGAAGGGAGAAUGCCUCCUGGGAGAUCUUUUAUGGAAAACUGAUCCCUAUUUAGGUGUUACUAAUGUGAAGAAAACCAAAAAACUUUACAUGGCCUGACCAUUGGACAGGCAUAAACUCACAACCAGUGUUCAGUGGUUUUAUCCACUUGGCCACUGGUGGGCAUUUUUGCCCUGACUGGAGGUAAAGCCCAGUGUGAUUACAAUAAAUGGAUUCUACUGUACUGUACUUUAAUAAUAACUAAAAUUAAUAAUUUUUAUUAAAAAUUUAUAAAAUAUUUUUUCUUUUUUUUCUAUAUAAGAUGUAAUAUAGGAGCAAAUAUAGAAAUCAAUAAUAGCAUGAAAUGUGAAAACUGUGGAAAUGAAAUGAUUAAAUACAAAGGAAUUGAGGUAGCUCAAGCAUUUCUCUUGGGUGAAUUGUAUACAAAACCAUUUAAUGCAUUAUACAAAUCCAGUAAAGGAUCAAUGCAAAUACUUCAAAUGGGAUGCUUUGGAUUAGGUGUGUCAAGAGUAUUAGGUGCAUGUUUAGAACUUCUAUCGACAGAAAAUGAAUUAAAAUGGCCUUUACAAAUAGCUCCUGCAUUAGUCUGUGUGAUUACACCAAAGGCUGGUGGCAAAGAAGAAUCUGCAAUGCAGUUUGCUCAUGACAUCUCAUUCUCAUUGAACCAACUGGAACAUUUGAAAGAUAAUGUAAUUCUAGAUCAAAGAACAAAGUUAACAAUUGGCUAUCGUUUUAAUAAUGCCAAAGAAAUUGGUCUUCCAUAUAUUGUCAUUAUUGGCAAAAAGGUACAAAGAUUAAUUUAAUGUAGUAUUUCUUUUGUUUGAUAAUUAACUUGAUUUAUAAAGUUGAAAUUUAAAAAUAACUUCAAAAUCUUUGGUUUAAAGCAUAGGUUACAGUCCUGUAUGAAUUUUUAAAAUUCAAAAUGACUCAGACUUGAUGAAUAUUAUAAUUUAUAAAGAAAUAGUUGAAAAUAUGUAGAUUUUUAUUUUACUCUUUUCAUUCUGUGAGCACUAAAAGGCCUUUUUCAAGCUCAUUGUGGGUUGGCCUAAAAGUCAGGUCCACAGUAGGGUGGCCAGAUAGUGAGGAAUGGAGUAUGAUCUGUCCAGGAUACACAACUCAAAAAAAAUUACUGGGGUGUUUUGACUGUCUAGAUCAGUGUUUCUCAACGGGGGCGAUAUCACCCCCAUGUGGUCGUUUUUCCAUGUUGAGGGGGCGAUUAGUAACAAUUUAUA